CCACUAUCCCACCAAACGCCAUCCAUCCCCAAACACCAGUGCCGACGCCGACGCCGACAUCGCCUUGUACAUACAUCUUAUAUAUCCUUUGUCGACUGCGGACAAGUCGAAAAAUCCAUAUACAGCUUCAACUGAUUCAUCUCAAGAACAACAAUACUACAGAUUGAGCCAACAUGCCGUCCUGGAAGCGACUGAUACGUUUUGAAGCCACCGAUGGAAGGAUACUGAGGGGUGAACCAGUUCUGCCAUCAGAGGACUUUGACGUCGGCAGUACGACCGAAGCUACUGGAUUGAAAGCCAAGGUGAUCGACGUGAAGGAUGGAGAUAUCUUUAGCGACGGGACAACUGUGACAAAUGAAGAGGUCACGGUGAAGAAGCUCCUGGGACCUGUUACCACCGCCGAGGUGCCAAUCAUCAGGUGCAUCGGACUAAACUUCAUCAAGCACAUUAAGGAGGGUGGACGAACAUUGCCACCAUACCCGGCGACGUUCAUCAAGGCGAACACCGCACUUAACGAUCACGGAGCACCAAUUGUCAUCCCUAAGCUUGCACAAGAUAGCCAAGCUGACUAUGAGGGAGAGCUUUGCUUCAUCAUUUCCAAGGACGCCAAAGAUGUCACAGAGGCCGAUGCUCCCAAUUACAUUGGUGGCUACUUCUCCGGUAACGACGUCUCUUCUCGCAAACUUCAACGAAACCCCGAACUCGCCGGCACGGUCCCUCAAUGGAACUUCUCGAAGGGCUUCGACACCUACUGCCCCGUAGGACCUCAGAUCGUCUCUCCGGAAGUUCUCCCGGAUCCAUCUGUCCUACAGCUCACUACCACUGUCAACGGUGAGAUUAGACAAAAUGAAACCAUUGAUGAUCUAUGCUUCAGGGUUCCCUACUUGGUGAGCUACAUCAGCCAAGGAACUACCUUGUCGAGGGGAACUAUCGUCAUGACUGGUACCCCAAGCGGUGUCGGAUAUGCUAUGAAGAACCCACAGUUUUUGCAGCCUGGUGAUCAGGUCGAGGUCAAGCUUUGGCCGCACAUUGGAACUCUUAAGAACCCGGUCGAGUAUGCCUCAACUGGCUUUGUGGUCCCUCCACAGGACAAGCAGUAGACAUGUUAUGUCUAAUAUAAAGAUUCAUUUACUGAUUCGCUGGUCUAUGGAGAUGUUCAAGGACUAGUAAUUAUACCUCUUUUAAAGUGUAAUAUUGAAAGACUACAUAUGCUUAUAAUUGGGCCAGUGACACAUUUCCCACGAAUGCAUCAGCAAAUGCAUCCUUGUGUUUCAAGAUUACAAACUAUAUAAUAUAUAAAUCUGUUUGAUACCGUCUUAAAUGUUGACAUCUUAUCGUUGCGACUACUCGUGGCUGUCCAAUUGUAUUAUCAGUCAUAACCAACUCAAUGGCCUGGUCAGUCAAUGUAGUCGCUUUCAACUGUAGGACUAUUAGAGCAUAGAAUCAAACGAGUAUCAAUUCCCUG
Aaosphaeria arxii CBS 175.79 is the source of this 1465-nucleotide messenger RNA. RefSeq names its product fumarylacetoacetate hydrolase family protein-like protein. The coding region runs from base 174 to 1100 and encodes 308 amino acids. Gene Ontology annotation, molecular function: catalytic activity. NCBI's taxonomy places the organism in Eukaryota, Fungi, Ascomycota, Dothideomycetes, Pleosporales. The record is from RefSeq and is a predicted model, not a curated record. The transcript has 3 exons.